Molecule: messenger RNA, 1565 nt
Organism: Adelges cooleyi (spruce gall adelgid)
Lineage: Eukaryota; Metazoa; Arthropoda; Insecta; Hemiptera; Adelgidae
Product: protein Wnt-1-like
Exons: 7
Coding region: 249-1301 (350 amino acids)
Biological process (GO): cell fate commitment; multicellular organism development; neuron differentiation
Cellular component (GO): extracellular region
Molecular function (GO): cytokine activity; frizzled binding
Source: RefSeq, a predicted model, not a curated record
UCCCCAAGUGGUCGGUUUAGGUUUGAUGAGCUAUGUUCAGUUUGUUUUGUUUUUGCCGUUUUAUUUUAAACCGCAAAAGUUUGUAAAUUAUAAUAAUAUUAUAAACGGAUUCGAAUGCGAUGGACGAAUUAUUAUUGACACACGACACGGUACGCGUAUUGUCGGUACAAAAUCCUUUUAAUUGAUAAAUUACCGGAAUAAAAAUAUUUUCCCAACGCUGUACAGCUGUACUACUAUUGUCUUCAAGCAUGUUUUUCAAAAUCAAACAGUUGUUCGUGACGGUCGUUCUGUUCAACUUUUCCACAGCGAGUUGGUGGUACUUAGGGCUACAAAAUUAUCCACCCAAAGAGUUCAACCCGUUGCUCAGUCACAAGGAAAAUUGUUAUCGGUACACGUUUCUCAAGAGCAGACAACAACAACUGUGCGAUCUCGGUGAAAAAAUAAUGAGUGUCGUCAGCGGUGGUACGAAAAUGGCCAUCGAAGAGUGCCAACACCAGUUCGGCGCACAACGAUGGAACUGUACGACUUACUCGAACAAUACUUCAGUAUUCGGAAAUGUAUUAUCAUACAAAAGUAGAGAGAAAUCGUACGUGAAUGCCAUCACUUCAGCCGGAGUGGCGUACGCCAUUACCAAAGCAUGUUCCAGAGGUGAACUCAACGAGUGUAGUUGUGACAACAGGAUUAAAAAGAAACAAGCUAAAAAAAAUUGGCAAUGGGGAGGGUGUUCAGAGGACAUACAUUUCGGCGAAAAAUUUAGCCGUGACUUUGUGGAUUCUAUCGAGGACGUGGACACCGUUCAAGGUCUAAUGAACAUACACAACAAUGAGGCAGGAAGAAGGAUCAUUCGGUCCAGCAUGCAAAAAGUAUGCAAAUGCCACGGUAUGUCUGGGUCGUGUAGUGUGAGGAUAUGCUGGAUGAGACUGUCGUCGUUUCGCGACAUAGGAGACACGUUGAUGGUGCGGUACGAAGGAGCUUCGCACGUGCGCCUCGGCGAAAAGAAGAGAAAAAAAAUUAAAAAAUUGCGACCCAUCAGAAUGGACCGAAAGACACCGAACAAGACCGAACUCGUUUACUUGGACCCGUCUCCGGAUUACUGCGAACGUAACGAGUCGAUGAGCAUAAUGGGAACUAACGAUCGGGUGUGCCAAGGUUUGGACGGUUGCAGACACUUGUGUUGCCACAGAGGGUUCCAAAUUCGUUUGAGAGACGUCGAAGAAAAGUGUAAAUGUAAAUUCAUCUGGUGUUGUAACGUUGUGUGCGAGGUUUGUAAGUACAAGAAAGAAGAGUACAUUUGCAAUUGAUUACAAGAUGUAUUUGCAGUACCAAAAAAAAAAAAAAUAUCUUUAAAAAUCCCAUGGACAAGGUUUAGAGGUUAGAUUAACCCGGAUGAAACGUGUUUGUCGAUUAUGAAAUUUCAAUACUUUUUAGACCGUAGUCUUCUGUCGCUUUCAAUAUUAAAAAGUGACACUUGUUUUUCCUAGUAUUAUAAAGAUUUUGUACAAUAAGUUUUUACUAGAUAUAUUUAUUUAUUUAUUUAAAAAAAAAAUAUCAGUUGUGCAAUUUUU